Drosophila suzukii is the source of this 827-nucleotide messenger RNA. It is a transcript of the gene Uqcc1, whose product is annotated as Ubiquinol-cytochrome c reductase complex assembly factor 1. Gene Ontology annotation, cellular component: mitochondrion. Lineage: Eukaryota; Metazoa; Arthropoda; Insecta; Diptera; Drosophilidae. Gene Ontology annotation, biological process: mitochondrial respiratory chain complex III assembly. The record is from RefSeq and is a predicted model, not a curated record.
AUGCAGUGCACUCGUGCAGUUGCCAGGCUGGUCAGUGGCAUCGCGAGAACACCAUGGGUGACACAACAGCCCUAUAAACAGACUCCAGCGAUAUUAGGUGUAUUGGAGCAAUCCUGUCGCUUGUGUUCAUCCACCGGCGUGGUGGAUAGUCCGAAUAAAACCAAACCCGGCGCUGGAACACCUACAGAAGGCGGAAUUCUGAAGAGAGUGCUCACCAAAGUGGGCUUCACACCGAAUACGAAGGCGCGACUUAAGGUCACCAGUCAUCUGUUGUACGAAAGCGUGGCUGAUAAGAUCAACUAUGUGGCCUUUUUCCGCGACUUCAAUCUGCCAAACACUUUCAACUCUUGGUUUUUGGUCACCGAACUGCACGUCUGGCUGCUGCUGAUGCGCUCCAUGGCCGAGGGUUCCGAAACGGGCGAGGACGGACGCUUCCUGCGGAACUGCAUCGUGGAGGCCAUGUGGGGAGAUGUCAACACACGCGCCAAGAAACUGGGAGCCCACAAUCCCUCACGCACCCGUCAGCAGAUCGAGACGUUAUCCGAGCAGUUCCAAGCGGCUCUAAUCGCCUACGACGAGGGCAUCAUGUCCGACGAUCGGGUUCUGGCCUGCGCUCUGUGGCGCCGCUUCUUCGAGAUGAACUGCGACGACUACGCGCAGAUUGAGCGGCUGGUGAAGUACGUGCGCCAACAGGCCGCCAUGUUGGACAGUUUGCCGCGCGAUCAGUUCAUUAUAAAGCCCAAGGUGGCCUGGCUGGAUCUGGACAAGUGCAAGGUGUAAUCUAAGUUUUUUCUGUUUUUUAAUAAAGUUGAGAGUAUGUAAACUAA